Molecule: messenger RNA, 1178 nt
Organism: Harmonia axyridis
Lineage: Eukaryota; Metazoa; Arthropoda; Insecta; Coleoptera; Coccinellidae
Exons: 2
Coding region: 280-1032 (250 amino acids)
Biological process (GO): regulation of transcription by RNA polymerase II
Cellular component (GO): transcription regulator complex; nucleus
Source: RefSeq, a predicted model, not a curated record
AAAAGGUUAAUAUUUCGAUCAUUGACCUCAAGGUUAUCGAGAUACUGAAAGUAGAACAUACUUUGGAUUUGUGUAGACACGAUCGGGCGAGUCCGUGUGGCUUCGCAUAAUGUAAUAUGAAAAUAUCGACCCGUCGAGCAACCCAGCGAUGUUUUCAUAUUAUAUUAUGCCUUUCGCCUCUCCAUUACCUGCACGUGGUUCCAUUCUAUCGUGUCUGUACUCUAUACAUAUACGAGCACUUAGGCAUUCAGUAUUUGCGCAUGACAAGAGAAUUUUGAAAUGGAACACCUGAUAGAAAGUGUUAAAAAAUACCCUUGUUUGUGGGCAACAGAUCUUGAGGAACAUAAAAUUAGUAUUGUAAGGGAUGCAGCUUGGACAAAAGUUAUAGAAGAAUGUGAUAUACCAGACAUAAGAGAAGCAAAAAAUUUAUGGAAGAAAUUGAGAGACGGACAUCGACAGUCGAUCAAUAGAAAAAGAACAACCAUUGGACAAACAUCUGAGAGUGGAAAAAACUGGAAAUAUGAUAAAAUGAUGGAGUUCUUGCUUCCUUAUAUAGGAAGUAGGGAAAGAGUUACAAAUGUUUUGCCUAUUAGUGAACAAUCUAAUUCUCAAGAAUUCCAGACAAUAUUACCUAAUGAAGAAUCCUCAACCAAUAAUUUGGACAAUGAAGUGAUCACAAGGAAAAGAAAGAGACCUAAUGGAAUAAAAAGAUAUUUGGAAGCUGAAAACAAAAAACUAGAGAAUAGAAUGGUGAAACGAGAUUUGUUGAGAAGAAAAUUAUUAACCAGCCAAGAAGAAAAGGAUUCAAUGAAAUGUUUUCUUGACGCAAUGUACGAGAUGUCCAAAAAUCUGCCAGAAGAAUUCCAAAUGAAAAUUCAGCGUGAAGUUUUCAAUAGUGUCAUGCAGGCUCGUGAAGACAAUAUGUUAUCUACGAAUGAAUUCUCACAUUCGACAACAACCACACAUUGUACUAAAAUUGAACCAUCAUAUUCUACAAAUGAAGUAGAAGGAACUUACGAAGAAUUGUACUAAUAUUCUUUCCUUAUGUAGAUCAAAAAAAAUAUCCUGAUUUCAUUUCACCAAUGAACGUAUCGGAUUAAAUUUAUUUCUGUUAAUAAAUAUUUUUAUUAUUAUGUAUUAUCAUUUAUUAUGAAUUUGCAAUAAAGAGUUUAAUAGAA